Molecule: messenger RNA, 1116 nt
Organism: Plasmodium falciparum 3D7
Lineage: Eukaryota; Apicomplexa; Aconoidasida; Haemosporida; Plasmodiidae
Product: rifin
Exons: 2
Coding region: 1-1116 (371 amino acids)
Source: RefSeq, a predicted model, not a curated record
AUGAAACUGCUCCACUACUGUAAAGUAUUGUUAUUUUCCGUUCCAUUAAAUAUAUUGGUGCAUAAUAAAAAUAAAUCAUACAUCACACCACAAAAUACACGAAAUACUAGGUUAUUAUGCGAGUGUGAAUUAUAUACAUCCAUUUAUGAUAAUGACACCGAAAUGAAAGCCGUGAUGGGAAAUUACAAUCAACAAACCUCACAACGUUUUGAAGAAUACAAUAAACGUAUGAACAAAAACAGACAAAAAUGUAAAGAUGAAUGCGAUAAAGAAAUACAAAAAAUUAUUUUAAAAGACAAAUUACAAAAAGAAUUAAUGCACAAAUUUGCCACACUACACACAGAUAUACAAAGUGAUGCUAUUCCAACAUGUGUUUGCGAAAAAUCUUUAGCAGAUAAAGUGGAAAAAACAUGUUUGAGGUGUACACAAAAUUUGGGAGGGAUAGUUGCACCCUCUUCAGGAGUAUUAGCAGGAAUUGCUGAAGGUGCACUAAUUGUGUGGAAACCUGCGGCAAUUAAGGCUGCUAAGGCUGCUAAGGCUGCGGCCGCUAAAGCUGCGAGUGAUGCUGCUACGCAAGCUGGUAUUGAAGCUGUCAGACUUGAAAUUAAUAAAUUGUCUGUCUAUUUUAAUGGAACAACAGGAUUUGUUGAUUUGACACCAAUUGUUACUUCAUCAACAUAUGAUAAUGGUCUUGUUCUAGUUGAAUGUGCCAAAAAACUAAUAGGUGAUUUGUCUUCGAAUGGAAGAGGGGGAUAUACUGGUUUUUAUAAUACGGCAAUACACACGGAGAGUGGUGAAUUGUACGUUGGGAAUUUCGGAGGAAUUGGUAAGGCUGCACAUGAUGCAAAGUUGGCAUCCGAAACAACAGCACUUACAGAAGCAAAAGUGGGUGCAGUAGACACUACAUAUGGUGGUUUCCAGACUUAUAUAACUGCUUCUGUUAUUGCAAUAGUGGUCAUAAUUUUAAUUAUGGUGAUAAUAUAUUUAAUUUUACGUUAUAGAAGAAAAAAAAAAAAUGAAGAAAAAACUCCAGUACAUAAAAUUAUUAGAAGAAUAAAUAUAAUGUGUUUGGCAUUCUUCAUAGAUAUUUUUGUGUAUGAAAUAUUAUUAGUUUAA